Messenger RNA from Schistosoma bovis, 5434 nucleotides. The record is from the annotation of a GenBank genome assembly. Lineage: Eukaryota; Metazoa; Platyhelminthes; Trematoda; Strigeidida; Schistosomatidae.
AUUGAUAGGGCCAGAUUCAACUACUAGUGGUAUUUUCGCUUUGCACCUCGUAUUGGUCUAAAAGUUUGCUAAAGGGUUGUUCGAUACUUGUGAGGCAAAUUAGAAUUGUCAUAUAACAUCACUAGUAAAUACUGCAACGAUGCUGAAAUUUUUAAAAUUACACUAAUAUUUAUCAAUACUUGGCAGAGACGUAGGGUUUAUUAUUUUAUUUGAACACAUAAAUAUUGGUACAAGAGGGCACCAAAUAUAUAUGCAUAUGAGACUACCUAAUGACAUAAUAAAGUUUAUUAGACCGGAUAAUAUGUAGUCAUAGCUUGUUAACAAAUUCCCAAGGUGUACUGAUCCUGCAGGUAGACUCUGGAGGAUUUGUCCCAAGCUCCUUAUUUUGGGGAAACCUUGGGGAAUUCUGGGUAAAUUUUAGAGUUUUCCCUAAAGUCGUAAAACUUUUGGUAGUUCUCCACGAAGUUGGGCGAAAUCUUGGGGAUUUUCCUGGGGAAAUUUUGGUGUUUUUGUACUUUUCCCCCAAAAUAUUUUAUUGCAGCUCCCUCAGAAUUUACGAAAAACGUUUUUCGUUAUCUGUACAGAUAAGUUUUUUUCGGAAAUAGUGAAAUCGGGAUGAAGGGACUAACAAGGUUGUGUAGUAGUUUCCGUUUCCAAAAUGGACUGUUUGUACCAUCAUAACUAUUGUCAGCCACACACGUACGUACGAAGUUCUACGUUGUUACUGACUGACUGCCUGACUGACACACGUAUAAUAGUUAAUGUCUGGGUCAACUUUAGGUCAUUCAUUUAAAAAGUAUUUUGCAAACUCCAGAAUAGUCUUGAAACUACUAACUUUUGACACAUGUAAAUGACCUACUUGUUGUGUUAAUGUCACUGCAGUGACAUUGAAGUCAUGGCAUUAUUGUAUGUCAACUGUUUUGAAAUGUAUAGUGAUACAAAUGCCCUGGUACGACCGAGGGUGGGGAAAGUCCACUCCCUCUCGAAAUGCUCUCAUAUGGCCACGCGUAUAUAGCCUCUGCCAGGGAAGUCCUACUCACUGCCUUCUCAUGGUGAGGGUGUUGUUUACAAAAUUGAGAGGAUGAAAAGCGAACGUUCGGCGCCUUAACCGGGUCGGUGGACACGGAGAGUCCACCUAGGGUUUGGAAAACCUUGAUUCUAAACCAAUGGUUCACAUGGGCUCCAAUAUCCUGAGGAACAAACGGCGUAUGAACCGAUUGUUGGUCAUAGGACUGCAUUUCCUUACGUCGCUUCACUGCCUUGUGGAUCAGACCUUUAGGUCAAAGGCUUCGGGUGUGGUCCCCUGAGAAAAACACUUGCCUCAAUCCGGGCACACGGGUAAUAUCACAGCCCUCACACAAAUCAAUGAUAACUGCUACUGGUCUCAUUUUUACUUUGUGGCGCAUAUGUAUUUGAUGCCCUCGUGUACCAAUCUUUAUGUGUCCAAAAUAAUGAAUAAUAAUAAUACAAAAUUCCGGAAUGGAUGUAAUAGCUCUAAAGUCAUUCAAACGGUCAAAUAUAAUGAAAUAUAUGUUGGUUCUUAUCGACCACCAAAUCUAAAAUAGAUACAGUCAUUACGGUUGAUUUGUCCACUACACUGGGCCUUGCUGUGGUCUGCUAGGAUUAAAGGUCUAAAAUCCACUACUCAUUUCUGUACAGAGUGUAAGUGGAUUUGAGAUGCUUUGAGCAAUAUUUAUCGUAUUUAGUUAUCUAGGUACAAGAGCCUUAUGGAGCACUAACUUAUAUCAGUGGUCACAUUUUUAAAGCCUAUGUACUGACUAGCUGUAACUAGGUAGCUAUUCUUAAUGUCAUGUGGUUCUAGUUUUGGUAUCGUCCCAAAAAGUUGCGGUAUUUUCUGUUUUUAUGCAGCGUACUUUUCGAGUCAUAAUUAGGUAAAGCCCAUCUCAUGUUUAGGGAGUAGUCCACUCUACUUCCAUCGAAUUAUCUCAAAAAAAAUGGGCGAAAGUCUCAUGUUGAAUAUGUGAUGCAAUGGAUUCAUUUUUACGUCAUGCAGCUGAAGCCCUUCAUUCAAGUUGUAAAAGUAAAUGGAUUCUUGUUGUUGGAAAUGAAGCAUGUGAUCUAGAUAGUACAGCAUGUGCACUUGCCUAUGGAUUUUAUAAACAAACGAAGCUUGAAAAUGAGUUCAUUGUUAUACCUGUAUGUAGUAUCAAUAGAGAGGAUAUGGUUUUGCGCACUGAAGUUACCUUUUGGCUUACUCAAUGUGGUCUCAAAUGGGAAGAGUUGAUUUAUCUGGAUGAUGUUUUCAAUGAAACCUAUUCAAAAGUGAAUGAAAAUGAAUUAUUUUUAAUUCUAGUUGAUCAUCAUUUACCAACGAAAAAGUUUAGUGAAUGGCCAACCAUUGAAAUAAUUGAUCAUCAUCAGUUAGUUAAUACUGAAACCGUUGAAAAUUGUCCUUUUAAGCAAAUUGAUCUUGUCGGAUCCUGUGCCACUCUAAUCACAUUCGAAAUUUUGAAAGGAAUGGAUGGUAAUUAUUUACCAAGCAAUGUAUGGAAGUUGCUUUAUGGUGCCAUACUUAUUGAUACAAUCGGACUUUCUAAUGCUGGUCAAAUGGCUGGACGAUUAACAGAAUUAGAUCUUCGCAUGGCUAAUCGUAUCGAAGAUAUCAUUUACAAUCAGAUUUUCACUCCAAAUGUUUCAAGAAAUUCCUUAUUUACUCAACUGGAAACAGCAAAAUUUACUGUUGAUGGGCUAUCUACAUGGAAUUUAUUACGUCGUGAUAUGAAAAUUGUUUCUAGUCCAAAUAAAGAUGCGUUCCAAUUUGUGUGCUCUACUGUAUCUGGAGUUGAUUUUACGGUGUUAAUUAAUUCUCCUGACUUUACUGAAGCAGCCAAUCAGAUAUGUGCUAAAUACAAUGCCAAUUUACUUGUUUGUCUUACUGUUGGUUAUCCCUUAUCGGAAAGUUCAUCGAUACCUUCAUCGGAGUUGACAACUUUUCGAAGAAGAGCUCUGAUUUUGUAUAAUAUGAAUUUUCCUGCUGGACGUUAUAGUGAUCUGAUUAAAUUUCUCCUGAAUCCGAAGCUUGAUCUAGAUUUACUUCCUCAGUCUGUCCCUGAUUUCAGUCAUUUUAUAGCAAUUGUGAAUAAUGUCAGAAUGACACGUAAAAUCCUACUACCUUUAUUAGUACAGUUUCUUCAGCAAUUGGGGUCUCCAAGUGAUACUGGAACUUCCGAUAAUAAUCCCAAGAAUGAUAUCGACAAUAAUGAUGAUUGUAACAAUGUUGUUAUGGAGUCAGACACAAACAAUAAUAUCUCUUCAACAAAUACUAAGAGUUCACAUUCAUUUGAUACAACUCCCAAGUGUUCAUCGGAUCUGAAAGAUAAGGUGAGGAAUGCUACUGAAUUUGCUCUAAAAGAUGUCAUUUCUUCUCUGAAGAAGUGGCUUUUACCUUUAAAUCCUCAUGAACGAUGUGAAUUUCUGAGAUCCUUUUGUCAAAGCUCUCUAAAAGCAAAUGAUAGUCCAUCACUGGACUUACUGAAUAGUUUAUGGACCAGUAUUUGGUAUGAAACUAGAAAAACUUCUAAAACUGUUAAAUCUGCCGUUGGUACACAAACACCUACACCGAAAUCAAUGUGGUUGAAGUCACACCAAACCAGACGUGUUGCGAGUAUGGUUCAAGGUAAUAGUUCAGUAAUAAAAGCAAUUUCAGGUAAAAUGGGAGGUUUCAAAUCCGCUCGACGUUUUACCUUAUCAGAUACCAACGAUCUUACAUUAUAUAAUGAAAAUAUAUCUAAAGCUCGGAUUGAUCUCUCAUCAUCACGUUUUGUUCAUCGUAUAUCUGAUGAACAUUUAUGUGUUUCCGAUUCUGAAAAUACUAAACCAAGUUGGUUAGAGACUGAAUAUUUGACUCGCAUUCCUGCCUGGUUACCGUCUACUUUAACAUCAACUUCUUUAGAUUCAGCCGAAGCAGUCAGUUAUAGACUUUAUCGUCGUUUGUCAGGAAUGCCGUUGUCCAAGGAUUCCGAAGAUGAAGUGUCUUAUGGUCACACAUCGUUUCAAAGAGAUAAUCAUGAUGUUCACAUCAUACAUGAUAAAGACCAGGACAUUGAUUAUAAUAAACUUGAAGAUGAUGAAUUAGCUUUACUUCGAACAUCACUUACAGAUUGUCGACAAUUGUUCAUAGAUAAACAAACAUCAACGUCUAAUUUAUCCAAUUAUACUAGCUGGCUUUCUAGUCAUCCGGAUCAUAUUACCGAACAAGGUCUUAAAUUUCUUAAAUUAGGUUUCGAUCUUCAGCCUGCGAAAACUGAAGAUAUAGGUAUGACACUAAAAAUGACUAAAUCAAUACUUAAUAACGAACAACAAAGUCACCCGUCUUUUCAUGUUACAUUUGAUCUUGGCUGUACAGAAAAUUCCAAAAUAAUGAUAUCAGACGAGACAGUGGAUGAAUAAUUCCAUGAAACCAAAUACAAUUCAAUUAUUGUUAAUUCAUCGAAAAUUGAAUAAUAAUUAUAACAUUAAUUGGUUCAAACAAUUUAUUUCCAAUUAUUCACAUGUUAUUCGUGUUAGUUUUAUAAAAUUUACAUUAAAUUUCUUCUCAAAAAUAUAAUCAUUUUCCCUGUUGUGUACAUCUUGUAUUUUAGUUUGUUUGUUUAUUUUCCCUUUCUGUAUACGUUAAAUGUUUAGUUCAUUUAUAUUGAUACUCUUCUGAUUAUACGUUACAUAAUCAUUAUUAGUUAUUUUAUGCUUUUCUUGUUGUUUAUAAUUUCACUUAUUUCUUGAAUUCGUCGUUGUUGUUGUUGUUGUAAUUCUCUUUCUUUUUUCUUCUUUUUUUGUUUCAUUAUUUCACAGUUGUUUUAUUAUUAUUAUCAAUUAGUUCUAUGUUUGUUUUAACAAUUUUUGUUUACAUUUUCAAAUCAGUAAUUUCAGUUUUAUUCUGUUUACUUUGAUUGUUUAUAUUUUUUAUGUUUACAUCUAGAAUAUUUCUGUUUUAUAUUCAUAUUGUUAAUAAUGAUACUACUAAUAAAAAUUUCAUGUUCUGUCUUAUUUUGUUUUUAUUUUAAACAAAAUAUAAAUCUAAUUUUUAUUUCCUUAAUUGAAUGUAUCAUAUUGAAUCACUAUCAUUGACCUAAUUUAAAAGUUACAUGGAUGAAGUUAAAGGAUAAUGUAAUAUACAUUGAUGAAGUUCAUGAUUGGUUUAUCUCUCACUAAAACAAUACUAAGUUCAUGUUUACAUAUUUCAUAAUCGAUAAUAUUAGCAUAAUUAAAGAUGCCAAUAUUGUUCUAGGAAUUAGCAGUGAUUUAAUUUUUAAAGUAUUUACAUUUCAAGUAAUACGUUGUAAAGUUCGAACCUUUCACUAUGUACUCCAUUUCGGACAACAGGGUAUCAAUGCUAAUCAUCACACAAACAUUGUGAUUAGAAGUAAGAUAAAUAAACCGAUAACUGGUAAAUCAAUUACAUUACACGCUAAAAGGU